This is a messenger RNA of Oncorhynchus keta (chum salmon), 3783 nucleotides long. RefSeq lists its product as uncharacterized. The transcript has 5 exons. Gene Ontology annotation, molecular function: lipid binding. The record is from RefSeq and is a predicted model, not a curated record. Gene Ontology annotation, biological process: lipoprotein metabolic process; lipid transport. Gene Ontology annotation, cellular component: membrane; extracellular region. NCBI's taxonomy places the organism in Eukaryota, Metazoa, Chordata, Actinopteri, Salmoniformes, Salmonidae. Bases 59 to 2164 code for a protein of 701 amino acids.
UUCCUUGCAAAAGAUUCGUGAUUUUUUAUUUUGUCAAUAAUGUAAUAGGCAUAUAAAUAUGUGUUUCAGUCUAUUUUUUGUUUUCGAGAAGAUGACAACCGAAUGUAUAGGUCGAAUGGAGAGCUCUCUUGAAGAGGAAAUGAGAGAGUUAUUGGGCCAAUACAUCUCAGACACCCUCAGCUAUGUCCACACAGUGAAGGAAUUCUGUGACAGGCAUCCAAGGUGGAUCCUGCAGAGAAAGGAGGAACAAUCCAAGAUGAAAAACAUCAAGGAAAUGGCAGACAGAAUCGAUCUUAAAUUCGGCCGAGUCUUGAAUGCAGAAGACAAGACCAAGGCAUUAGGAGAGUUCACGAAAGACUAUCUGACUCAGGUGACUGCAAACCGUAGGCUUAAGAAGCUGGAGAAGGAGCUGGAAGCUGUACUGAAGGACACUCUCAAUGGGCUGGAGGAGCUGGACUGCUUCAUGGAUGCUGUGGAGAGGCUGGUGGUCACCUCUCUGUUUGUAUUUGCUGAUGAAAACCGGUUGUGUCCUCUGCCUCAGGGGAGGGAACCAGCAAGUGUCCGAGCUGUCAUCACCUCCGCUAGAAUGACCUGUCCUCUCCUCAUCCACUUUAAGAGGGACGCUUCAGCCUUCUUUUCCCCAUGCCUCCUCAAUGUGGAGGUGCUGCAUGUGUACUUGGAAAAUUACAUACACAUCUCUGAGCAGCUGUGUGAGAGAAUGGCAUUGGGAAAAAAAAAAACAUUUUGCCGAGAGAAGAAUGACAACUUGAUGAUUGACACCAGCACUGAAGUGAAUGAAAAGUCCAUGCAGACCAUGUUUAACCAUUUGCGUCAUUUGAGUGAUAUCAGGAUGGACCAGCACUUCAGACUGACGUUCCUGUUCCAGGAGUCUGCCCUGCACUUCAUUGGUCUGUUCAGUCAGCGCCACUCCAGAAUGCUGGACUGUCUAAAAGAGCUGGAAAGGAGAGCUGGCAAACUAAAUAAGAUGAAGAAAGGGGGUUAUAUCUCCAGUGUGGUAGGCAGUGCAGUGGGGGCGACCGGAGGGGCUCUGACCAUCGCAGGCCUUUGUCUUGCCCCUGUUACUGCUGGGCUGUCACUGGGACUCACCAUCGCAGGGAUUGGAAUGGGUGUGACCAGUGGGGUCAACAGUCUAACCACCGGUGUAACAAAGGUGGCAUUUAAAAGCUACCAAAACAAGAAAGCCAAUACAAUCUUUCAAUGUUUCUUGGAGGACAUGCAAAGACUCCAUGGUAGUCUGGAGAAGGUGGCCAGCAACAUUUGCCCUUUGGAGCCGAAGGUGGUGGCAUUAGUGGUUGGGAAGAAUAUAGGCAAAGGUGGUGCGAGUUUAGGAAAGAAGAUCAAUGCCAUAGUAAAAAAUACCUCUGCAAUAGAGGCCUUAAUGGGAAAAGGCAUGGUUAUGGGUGCAGGCAAGGUGGGACUCCAAGAGGGCAAAACAUUUGCUGCAGAUUUACCUGACAUUGGGAUGUUGGCACAAGGCACUCCACUCGCCCUCUCUAGGACAUUAAGGCAAUGCGCUGUGGCCUCAAAUGCCCUAUUCAUUGGCCUGGACAUCAUCACUAUCUGUAAAGACAGUGUCAGCCUUGCCAAAGGCAGCAAGAGCAAGAGAUCCCAGCUCAUCCGAGCCAGAGCAGCACUGUGGCGCACAGAGAUUGACUCAUGUCAGAGGAUCCAUGACUCACUGUGCCGAGGCAUCUGGAGGUUCAGUAAGAGUCAGCGAAUCCUGAAGAAACCAUUUUACCUUGUGAAGGAGUUAGAAAGUCUAGAGCCGCUUGUGGAGAUGGGACUCAUGGAGCAGCCUGCGAAGGAGAUGGAAACUCUUGGGCAGCCUGAGGAUGAUAUAGAAACUCUGGUGCCGCCUAUGGAGGAGACGAGACUCCUGGGGCAGCCUAUGGAGGAGAUGAGACUCCUGGGGCAGUCUAUGAAGAAGACGAGACUCCCAUGGCUGCCUAUGGAGGAGACGAGACUCAUGGAGCAGCCUAUGGAGGAGACAAGACUCAUGGGGCAGCCUAUGGAGGAGACGAGACUUCUGGGGCAGCCUAUGGAGGAGAUAGAAAAAGGUUUUUGCAACUGGAUGUGGCAUUCGGGCAUGAUGUUGUUGCUGUUGCUGUUAGCAUAUGUAUGGGCUGAGAACAUUUCUAAGUAGUAAUGGAGAAUAUCAAGAAGUCAACACACCUGCCGUUUGGACUGCAUCGUUUCCUGUGCAUCACUUCCUGUACGACUUAAUUGCAUAACAUGUAGAUUUGAAAUUAUUACUGUGCAUGGUUUUAAAGCUACUUGGACUUGAGAACAGAUUUUUAAAAUUAAAUGUAUUUAAGAUUAUUACAAUUUUAAUUCAAACUACCCCUUUAUCUGGGCGGUGUUCAUGUUGUGGAAUAGUCAGAUCUAAUUGGUACUAGUUGUACCAACUGAACAUAGUUGUUCUACGUCAGAUUCUAGAACUUUUCACUGUACAUUGAUGUAGUGUAACAAUUUAUUUCGUUUCAAAAGAGUUUAAUCCACAUUAUAUUGUUGAGAAAAUCUAAUAGGCCUGCAUAGUUAUUUCAGCAUGGUUAAUCAACGUCUGAAUUGUUUAGGCAUGUACUGCCCUCUAGUGUAUUCUACUCAUGUGACAUGUCUUGCUGUUUGUUAUUGAUUGUUACUCACUUCACUUAAGAUAUGUGCAGAUAAAAGUGCAUUAUUUUCUACUUUAGCCAUGUUUAAAUAUCCAUACAUAGUUCAAUUACAGAACUCCAGAGAUGACAUUUUCAGAAACAGUGAUACCCUACUAUAGCCCUACAACUAUUUUGAUUCACAACUGUCUCAUUUGAAAAUGCUAAAAUAACUGGAAUACACCUACUAUGAUUUGGCAGAUUAACUUGUGCAGAAAUAAAUUAACCACAUAGGCAAAGAAAAUUACACCAAAAAGAUCUAAGUGCUUUUGGCCAACAUUAUGAUCUACACUCAACGGACAGUUUAUUAGGUACACCCAUCAUUGUGCGUCCCAAGAUGCCGAUCUUCAUACCACUGCGCCGUUAUUUGCCUGUUUGUGGCCUGCCUGUUAGCUUGCACGAUUCUUGCCAUUCUCCUUCGACCUCUCUAUUCAACAAGCUGUUUUUGCACACAGGACUGCAGCUGACUGGAUGUUUUUUGUUUGUCGCAUCAUUCUCAGUCAAUCCUAGACACUGUUGUGCGUGAAAAGCCCAGGAGGGCGGCCAAUUCUGAGAUACUGGAUCUGGCGCGCCUGGCACCGACGAUCAUACCACGCUCAAAGUCGCUUAGGUCAGUUAUUUUGUCUAUUCCAAUGUUCAAUCAAACAGUAACUGAAUGCCUCGAUGCCUGUCUGUCUGCUUUAUAUAGCAAGCCACGGCCACGUGACUCACUGUGUGUAGGAGCGAAACAUUUUCAUGAACAGGGUGAUGUACCUAAUAAACGGUCCAGUAUGUACGUAUGUUACAGGUGUAAUUACAGAGCUGGUCUAAAAAUAAAUGCCACUACAUUACAGUACAGUAUUUACACUUCCUCCCAUUUAGAAUUGUAUGACAAGACAACAAAUAAUGAUUCUAUCUGAGAAUGUAAUUUAUGCCGAUUGUUUGCCAAUGAACCAAUCAAAAUGUUAUAACAGUAGUGACAGAAACGGCAAUAACAUUUAGUAAGUUCAGAUUUAAUACAAUAUUAUCCCAUCCUAAAAGCCAAUGUUAUAUUUUUGUUCUACCAUUUUUUCCAGAACAUAACUUAUUCAUAACUUUAAAUGAGUUGUUAAAAAGACCAAUAUCUCAAUAUACA